CCCUUAUCUUCCUCUCCUCCUCUAAACCCUUCUCUGCAACUAUGGCUUGUGCGGCAAAACCCAUUUCCAAGCCUUUAUCCAUGGCCAACGCAUGCCUUCUAUCGUCUUCCUCAAUCUUCGCCGGAAAAACCCAUCAACACAUCUCUUUACCCCUCAAACCCAUUAAAAUCCACCUAUCUGCUUCUUUUACAUCCUUUUCUCUGCGAAGAAAACCCAAUUCAUCGCGUUUCGUCACCUUUGUUGCCUCCCAACAAGAAGAAGACAACACAUUGGUUAUUCAAGAGGAGGAAGAGCAAAGUGGAGAUUUAAGCUGGGGAAAUGAAACUCAGGAAACGGAAACGGAAACGGAAACGGAAACGGAAACGGAAACGGCUGCCGAUACCGGCGUGUCCGGUUGGGAAAGGAGUGCGUCUGGAGACUCCGGCACCGGAGAGACGGAGGAGUAUUCUGAGCCACCGGAAGAUGCGAAGAUUUUCGUGGGUAAUCUGCCCUAUGAUGUGGAUAGUGAACAAUUGGCUCAGCUUUUCCAACAAGCUGGUGUUGUUGAGAUCUCUGAGGUUAUCUACAAUAGAGAGACUGAUCAGAGUAGGGGUUUUGGGUUUGUGACUAUGAGUACUGUUGAAGAAGCAGAGAAGGCUGUUGAAAUGCUUCAUCGUUAUGAACUAGGGGGACGGUUUUUGACCGUAAACAAGGCUGCACCAAAAGGAUCAAGGCCCGAACGCACACCUCAGAUGACCGGACCAUCAUACAGAAUCUAUGUUGGCAACCUGCCGUGGGACGUUGAUGACGUUAGACUUGAGCAGCUUUUCAGCGAACACGGGAAGGUUGUGAAUGCACGUGUCGUUUACGACAGGGAUAGUGGUCGAUCACGAGGCUUUGGGUUUGUGACCAUGUCAUCUGAAAGCGAAGUCAAUGACGCCAUCGAAAAUCUUGAUGGACAGAGCAUGGGCGGGAGAGCGAUCAGAGUAAACGUAGCGGAGGAAAAGCCGAGGCGUUUCUGAUUGGAUUUUUGAGUGAGAUGAAGGAGGAGGUUUGGUUUCAUUUGGUAUUUAUAUUAUUGAUGUAAGUUUGUAAGUUUUCUAUUUAGGAAUUUAUGUUGGAUGCUAAAGCUAUUGAGUUGAUGGGGGUUGACUGCAAAUUUGGAAGGCAAUUUAUGGGGUAUAAAAGGCUUCUCUUUUAUGAUUAUUGUGUGCAACAAUUGUGAUUUGCCAUUGCCAUUUACAAUAAACCAUCGUAGCUAUGUUGUGGCUAUU
Messenger RNA from Cynara cardunculus var. scolymus (artichoke), 1253 nucleotides. Its product is annotated as 28 kDa ribonucleoprotein, chloroplastic-like. The record is from RefSeq and is a predicted model, not a curated record. The transcript is spliced from 4 exons. Gene Ontology annotation, molecular function: mRNA binding. Lineage: Eukaryota; Viridiplantae; Streptophyta; Magnoliopsida; Asterales; Asteraceae. Bases 42 to 1001 code for a protein of 319 amino acids. Gene Ontology annotation, cellular component: cytosol.